AUGGCGGACUUGUACGCCUCCGCCCGGAAGCCGAUCAGCUUGUACAAGGACAGGCGAUAUGAAGGAGGAUUGCGGGAGCGAGAGUCAAAGCUUAAACUGAGCACGACUCUCUACGUCGGCAAUCUCUCUUUCUACACACGUGAGGAACAAAUCUUCGACUUGUUUUCUCGUGUCGGCGAGGUAAAGCGCAUCAUCAUGGGCUUGGAUCGCAUCAAGAAGACGCCCUGUGGCUUUUGCUUUGUCGAGUACUUCACCCGCACAGACGCUGAAAAAAGCGUCCAUUUCAUCUCCGGGACGAAGCUGGACGAACGUACGAUUCGCGUCGACUAUGACAUUGGUUAUUCGCCGGGACGCCAGUACGGGCGUGGACGCUCUGGUGGACAGGUGCGCGACGAACAUCGUCUGGACUACGACCCGGGACGCGGAGGAUUUGGCAAGGCGAAUCAGACCGGCAUGUCCGGUAUGGAUAUGGAUGGUAGGGAUGGUCUUGGACCGGAUAUGGGAUAUCCGCCUAUAGGCAAGAGGCACCGCGGUGACGGUGACCAUCGGGAGAACGGCAUGCCGCCACACGGUGGUGCGCCGACGGGGCCACAGUCGGGGCAUGGGCCCCCCGGACCUGGACAAGGGGCCACCCCUGGCGCGAUGGCUGUGGACGGGGCGGCUAAUGCUGAUGGGGAGAGAGGAGGGGGUGAGGGGCGAUCUGCAAGGUUUAAUAAGUACGCGAAUGGUGGGCAGGACUAG
Molecule: messenger RNA, 741 nt
Organism: Chondrus crispus (carragheen)
Lineage: Eukaryota; Rhodophyta; Florideophyceae; Gigartinales; Gigartinaceae
Product: Nuclear cap-binding protein subunit, putative
Exons: 3
Coding region: 1-741 (246 amino acids)
Biological process (GO): mRNA cis splicing, via spliceosome
Cellular component (GO): nuclear cap binding complex
Molecular function (GO): RNA cap binding
Source: RefSeq, a predicted model, not a curated record